UUUUAAUGGUGCCUUUCUCCCUCAACGCUCAAGCUUCUCUUCUUUCAAAUUAACAGAUUUUUAAGAAUGUUCUUGCAAUCCUCCACAACCAAUCCAAAGCCUGAAGCAAAGUUUUCUGCACUCUGAAUAGCUUCUACACAGACCAAACUGUCUGUCUAAUGGCUGCCCGUGUGUAGUUGUAUGUUUUGACUUUGUUAUUAAAUCACUUUUUUUCCUUCUUUAAUCUGUUGGCAACAACCUAAGAUUGCAGAUAGAAUCACACUGACAAACAGUGUUGUUUCCACUGAUGGGCGCCUCAGAAUCUAUUCUUUCAAACUCACAGAGUCCAAUCGAUGAAAUCACAACUGUAUCUGAGAAAUCAGAAAUCGCCGAUCCCAUCUUACAGCGGCUCAAAUCACUCAAAAUCUCAACACCGAUUUUGACGACUCCUCCUACCGAGACUAGCUUGACUGACAUUCUAGUGAGGAAGCCAUCAGCUCCAAGUACUGUUGAUCCAAAAGUGCUACUAGAACUCUUCUCAAUGUACCGGGAUUACCAUGAGCAGAAGGCUCAAGAAAUUAGCAAAAAUCAGGAAGAGAUAGAGAACAAGAUUGAAGUUGCAGAUGCAUUGGCUAUUAAACUCUUGCAACGUCUUAAUUACUCGGUCUCAGCAAUGAAAACUACUACACAAAAUUUAUCAGAAGUUAAUUCACUGCAGGUUGAGAUUGGGGAGCUUAAAGGAAGGUUAACAGAAGUUAUUAGUAAUUGUGACUCCUUAUGCAAAAGAAUUGCAGCAGAAGGACCCGAAUCUCUUAGAUUAUCGGUAAAGCCGUUCGCAGUCCCAGUUGCAGCGAAAGAAGAUAGCUCUGGCCCGUCCUCGUUGUCUCGAAGAAAUCCAGCUACAGAACAAAGUUAGGCCAAUAUUUUUUGCAUUUACUUAUUUUGUUUUUCAAUCCUAUGUUGCAUUCCAUUCUUAUAUAAUAUAUAUGUAUUCUUUGAUGAAUUAGCAAUAUCUUGGAAUGAAAGAAAGAAUAAUUAUAGAGAA
Molecule: messenger RNA, 1024 nt
Organism: Cannabis sativa
Lineage: Eukaryota; Viridiplantae; Streptophyta; Magnoliopsida; Rosales; Cannabaceae
Exons: 7
Coding region: 287-895 (202 amino acids)
Source: RefSeq, a predicted model, not a curated record